AUGGUGAAGUUCUACGAGAAUGCUUUUUCUUACGAUUACCAAUGGCCAGCAGUAACACUUGCCUACUUCCUCCGCUACCCUAAUCCUUACUCAACCCACGUCAUUUCCACUGACACUCUCGCUUCCGAACUCGACCCCGUUACUGGGAACCUCCACCUAACCCGUCUCCAUCUCAAACGUGGAAAGCUUCCUGCUAGCGUCGCCCGCUUCCUCCCUAAAAUCAAGGAAUCCUAUAUCCUCGAGCACUCAGUCGUCGACGUCAAGAACCAGCGUCUCGAGACCGAAACCCGCAAUCUCGACUGGGAGGGAGUCCUAUCGGUCGUUGAGUCACAAGUUUACACGCCCUCAGCCGAACGGACUACCCGCGACGGAAAAACAGACGUGCAGACAAUUGUGCGUUUCGAGUCGCGUCUUGGGAGCGGAAAGGUUGUGAAGGAUGUCGAGGAGAAGCGCGGCUUCUUCAGUAAUUGGACGACGGGAUCAGUUCAGAGGAGCAUUGAGCUAGUUGGGGUACGAAGAAUGAGAGAGGGGUUGGGCAGGAGCAGGGAGGGCAUGAAAGUUGUCUUGGAGCAACUAAGGGAGAGGGGCAUGGUUGGUGUGCUCCGGGAGCAGAGAAAAGGCGGGUGGGAAAGGUGGAAGAAGGCCUGGAGGGGCGAGGGGGAGCUAAUGGACGAUUUGCCGAUUGAGAGGAAGUGA
This is a messenger RNA of Morchella importuna, 696 nucleotides long. RefSeq lists its product as uncharacterized. Gene Ontology annotation, biological process: phospholipid transport. Gene Ontology annotation, cellular component: mitochondrial intermembrane space. The record is from RefSeq and is a predicted model, not a curated record. Gene Ontology annotation, molecular function: phosphatidic acid transfer activity. Bases 1 to 696 code for a protein of 231 amino acids. Lineage: Eukaryota; Fungi; Ascomycota; Pezizomycetes; Pezizales; Morchellaceae. The transcript has 3 exons.